CUGCAGCUUGCCGGUGGAAACAUAUAAGAUUUGUUUAUCAAUCGUUUAUCUAUAAUUCAAGUUCUAUAAUUAUUUCUAUCAUUUUAUAAUAGUUAUUUCUUUUAAAAAAAUGUCUUCCAAACCUGCAUUUAAAGUUGCCGAUUUAACAUUGGCGGAAUGGGGACGAAAAGAAAUUAUCUUAGCAGAACAAGAGAUGCCUGGUCUUAUGGCUAUCAGAAAGAAAUAUGGUCCUCAAAAAAUUUUAAAAGGUGCACGAAUUGCCGGUUGCUUACACAUGACAGUGCAAACUGCGGUUCUUAUUGAAACUCUCAUUGAAUUAGGAGCUGAGGUUCAAUGGUCCUCGUGUAAUAUAUUCAGCACACAAGAUCAUGCAGCUGCUGCUAUUGCGAAGGCAGGAAUUCCCGUAUAUGCUUGGAAAGGCGAAACCGAUGAAGAAUAUAUAUGGUGUAUAGAACAAACUCUACUAUUUAAAGAUGGAAAACCAUUAAACUUGAUCCUAGAUGAUGGUGGAGAUUUGACUAACUUGGUGCAUGACAAAUUUCCGAAAUAUCUUAAGGAAUGCCGAGGUAUUUCUGAAGAAACUACAACCGGUGUGCAUAACCUGUAUCGCAUGAUGAAAGAAGGCACUUUGAAAGUUCCUGCGAUAAAUGUGAACGAUUCAGUAACAAAGAGUAAGUUCGAUAAUCUUUAUGGAUGCAGAGAAUCCUUGAUCGAUGGUAUUAAACGAGCGACAGAUAUUAUGAUCGCUGGUAAGAUCUGUGUAGUUGCUGGGUAUGGAGAUGUUGGAAAGGGUUGUGCCCAAAGUCUUAAGGCAUUUGGUGGACGUGUAAUAAUUACAGAAAUCGAUCCCAUUAAUGCAUUACAAGCAGCUAUGGAAGGAUAUGAGGUAACGACGAUGGAUGAAGCAUCACGAAAAGGACACAUUUAUGUUACCAGUACAGGUUGUAAACAUAUUAUAACGAGCAACCACUUUCUAAAUAUGCCAGAAGAUGCUAUAGUUUGCAAUAUUGGUCAUUUCGAUUGCGAAAUCGAUGUUACAUGGCUUAAACAAAAUGCUAUUGAAAAAGUAAACAUUAAGCCACAAGUAGAUAGAUAUCAAUUGAAAAAUAAAAGACAUAUUAUCCUCCUCGCAGAAGGUCGAUUAGUUAAUCUUGGAUGUGCUACAGGACAUUCCAGUUUCGUGAUGAGCAAUUCAUUUUCGAAUCAAGUUUUGGCACAAAUAGAAUUAUGGACCAAAUCUAAAUCUUAUCCUAUUGGAGUUUAUAUGCUACCAAAGAAAUUAGAUGAAGAAGUUGCUUCAUUGCAUUUAGAUCAUCUUGGUGUGAAAUUGACCAAAUUGACAGAAGAUCAAGCCAAAUAUAUUGGCGUACCUAAGGAAGGCCCUUAUAAAGCUGAUUACUAUCGAUACUAGUUACUAUUUAAAUUCAAAGGCUCUGAUGUACUUUUUUCUGUAUAAUACGAAUAAUAAGAAUGCGAUGUUUUAAUAUAAAUCAAUUAUUGAUCUUUAUAAUUAUUCAUUCAUUGUUUUCAAUAUAGAUAUCUUAUUUAUGUAAAAAAUAUCGUUUUUUAAGUAAAGUUAUCUUGUUCAAUCAUUUUUGUA
Messenger RNA from Apis laboriosa (Himalayan honeybee), 1600 nucleotides. It is a transcript of the gene Ahcy, whose product is annotated as adenosylhomocysteinase. Gene Ontology annotation, biological process: L-methionine cycle. The transcript has 6 exons. The coding region runs from base 110 to 1411 and encodes 433 amino acids. The record is from RefSeq and is a predicted model, not a curated record. Gene Ontology annotation, cellular component: cytosol. Gene Ontology annotation, molecular function: adenosylhomocysteinase activity. NCBI's taxonomy places the organism in Eukaryota, Metazoa, Arthropoda, Insecta, Hymenoptera, Apidae.